AUGUUUGAGCGCCUGUACCUGAAUCCCAAAAAUGAUACAGAAAACACGCUACGCAAACUAUGGGGGAACCCGACACCUAUUGCCUUGGCGGGAUUUCUGAUGGCCUUGACACCGCUUUCGUGCGUGUUGAUGGGAUGGGGAGGUGCCACGUCGACCGUUGUCCUUGUGCCGACGUUCACCUGGCUCGGUGGCCUCAUCAUGGUGGUUUCAGGCUUACUUGAAUUCUUCCUUGGCAACACCUUCGCAGCGCUUUCAUUCUCGACAUUUGGCGGAUUCUAUCUGUCCUUUGGAACGCUCCUGAAUCCUGACAAUGGCAUUGCUGCUGCGUAUGCCAAUAGUGCAAGCGCGACUGAGACUUUCAAUAAUGGCGGCUCAACCACUGGCUAUCUUUCUGGCCUCGCCUUGUACUGCCUUUGGUGGGGUGUCCUGGACUUUCUCUACUUUAUUGUUUCUUUGCGCACCAAUGUGACAUUUGCUCUCGUCUUCAUCACCAUCGACAUUGACCUCUUUCUACUCGCGGCUUCGUACUGGCAAACAACGCUCGGUCAUACUGACUUGGCACAACGACUACAAGUGGCAGCUGGGGCGUUUGGCUUCCUGUGCUCCAUGACAGGUUUUUAUCUUGAGGCAUCGAUUCUAUUUGAUACACUUGAUUUCCCCAUCACGCUACCACUCGGUGAUCUGAGUGGAUGGAUCAAGCCAAAGAGCGUGAGGCAAAAGGCGAAGGAAAGCUUAGCGUGA
Protomyces lactucae-debilis is the source of this 741-nucleotide messenger RNA. Its product is annotated as GPR1/FUN34/yaaH family-domain-containing protein. The coding region runs from base 1 to 741 and encodes 246 amino acids. The transcript has a single exon. Gene Ontology annotation, cellular component: plasma membrane. The record is from RefSeq and is a predicted model, not a curated record. Gene Ontology annotation, molecular function: acetate transmembrane transporter activity. Lineage: Eukaryota; Fungi; Ascomycota; Taphrinomycetes; Taphrinales; Protomycetaceae.